Fusarium sp. VM40 is the source of this 1209-nucleotide messenger RNA. The record is from the annotation of a GenBank genome assembly. Lineage: Eukaryota; Fungi; Ascomycota; Sordariomycetes; Hypocreales; Nectriaceae.
AUGACGUCCCUACUAGAACCCCCGUCAUUCUUACAGCAGAGUAAAUCCAGCAAACGCAAACGACUAGAAAUCACAGAUGCUGAAUUCCCAAGCUCGUUGCCCUCUGGCUCCAUCAAUCCACUCAGUCACUCUCCCGGUAUAAUAGCCCAAUUUGCCAUCGCCGGUCUCUCGCAGACAGACGAGGGCCCUUCACAACGCAUCCGAGAUUUCCCCCACCGCGGUCUUGCUGAGCAAGGUGUCUUUGCUGUCGAACCUGAGAGCGAAGAGGAUCCGGAGACAGAAGGUGACGAGGCAGCCCGCCCAAAGUCUAAAAAGACCACGAGUCGCAAGCGAGGCGGCCAUUUUGACGUUCUACUACAGUCUACCCACCAUUUUCUUGACCGUGGAGAGAUAGAUAAGGCAUCUCGCACAUAUGAUCUCCUUUUACAACUGCGUCCUUCUGGCCUGCCCGUUGAUAUCCGUCACCACCAUCUCUGGGCCAUAGGCGCUGAGAUUCUCAUGCGCGAGGGUGAAAACGCCCGUCGAGAAGACGAGCAGCAAGAUGACUUCAAACCAAUAUCUCGAAAGAGAUGGGGCAGCGCAGCCAAUAUGAACAAAGUCAAGGCCUACUUCGACACACUUAUCCAGCAACACCCUUAUGACUACAGGACACCCAGGGUCGUUUCGGCCUUGGAUUUCUGGAUUGCCCUAUUGAGUUGUGAGAUUUACAACACUCAUACAGAGCAUGUAUUGGCCAUUGAUCGAGUGGCCCGCGACGCUGAAGAUGGUCAUCGUCGCGGAUCGCUUGACCAUGACGACAGCUUUGGUAGUGAUGACACAGACAGCACUGAAGCGAGGCUGGUGCGAAGAAGGGACGGGCUCCGGGUUCAGGCACUAUCCGCUAUGCAAGAUAUCACGAAAAGGAUGGACGUUCUACUGCAGGAUUUACCUUACUCGAGAGGCCAACAUUAUCUUCGAUUACGUGCAAUGGCCUCGCUAUACGUUGCAGAUCUAGUCCUACCCAUCGGCUCAGUCUCGACGUUUCAGAUUCGAGAAGGCGAGAAAGCAAGACUAAUGGAACAAGAGUCGGCUAGAAAUUAUUUGGAGAGAAUCAUCACAUAUGGAGGCGAGCUGGACAGUGCAGCAUUGGAUGUUUUGAAACCAUCGGAUGGUUCUGAGGAGGACACUUCAAUACCAUUAUACUCAAGCCUUCCAAUCAGAGGGCUUUAG